AGUAGUGCGAAAGGUAAAGGAGUGGGGACCCGUCGGAGAGGUCAACUGCAGCUAGCUACACGAGACCGAGAGCAUGUUUUAGCACUUAGCCGUACUAAUUUCUAGUUUUAGCAAAUUAAAUACGUGUCAAGCCAAAUCGUCGAGAUCCACUGGUGAAUGUGACAAAGCCCGUUCGUCCAAUCUAUCUGUAAUGAUAAUUAUUUCCUAUAGGAAGGGAACGAGUUAGUUACGAACUUCAACCGAAACCCCCUCCCCCGGUGAUAAUAAAGUCAAAGAUUAAGAUCUCCAAAAUCUGUUAUCAUCGUGGAAUUUUGGAUUGAGUAAGGAUCGAACCGGUCGAAAUGGAACCAGCCGUCGGAGAGAACUGCGUCGAAAUGGUCGAAAAUAAAGUCAGAGCCGAAGAAAUCAAAGAAGAGGCCAACAGAUGCUUUGCCCAGCAAUGUUAUGAAGAGGCGAUCAACCGAUAUAGCAUGUGUAUUAAAUUGAACCCUGACAAAGCUAUUUACUACGGCAAUAGAAGUAUAGCACAAUUAAAACUCGAAUGUUUCGGUUCUGCAUUGGCUGAUGCUACAAAGGCAAUAGAAUUAGAUAGAAAUUAUGUUAAAGGUUAUUACAGGAGAGCUGCAGCAUACAUGUCACUUGGUAAAUUCAAACUUGCCCUCAAGGAUUAUGAAACAGUGAUGAAAGCUAGACCUAAUGACAAGGAUGCAGUAAUGAAGUUUAAUGAGUGUUACAAAUUAGUGAAGAAGCUUGCAUUUGAAAAAGCGAUUGCUGUUGAAAGCUAUACAAAGUCAGCAGUAGACUCCAUUGACUUUGACAAAAUGACAAUCGAAGAAGAAUAUAAAGGGCCACAACUACAAGAUGGAAAAGUCACAAAAGAAUUUGUCAUGGAAUUGAUUGAGAUAUACAGAAACCAAGGAAAACUCCACAGAAAAUUUGCUUAUAAGAUACUCCAAGAUGUUAAAAACUUGUUUAUGACACAACCAUCUUUGAUAAACAUAUCUAUUGGAGAUGACGAAAAGUUUACUGUUUGUGGUGAUAUUCACGGUCAGUUUUAUGACCUAUUAAAUAUAUUUAAAAUUAACGGAUAUCCAUCUGAGACAAAUCCAUAUUUAUUUAAUGGUGAUUUUGUUGAUAGAGGUUCAUUCUCUGUGGAGUGUAUAUUUACGCUUUUCAGCUUUAAGUUGUUAUACCCAGAUAAAUUUUUUAUGUCUAGAGGUAACCAUGAAAGCCAAACUAUGAACCAAAUAUAUGGAUUUGAAGGUGAAGUGAGAGCCAAGUAUUCAUCUCAAAUGGUAGAAGUUUUCACAGAGGUAUAUAACUGGCUUCCGCUAGCCCACUGUCUCAAUAAUAGAGUUUUGGUUAUGCAUGGUGGACUAUUUGCAAAAGAUGGUGUAACCCUGGAUGACAUAAAAAACAUUGAUAGAAAUCGGCAACCACCAGAUGAAGGUCUUAUGUGUGAUUUGUUAUGGUCUGAUCCUCAACCUGCAAAUGGACGAGCACUGAGUAAAAGAGGAGUCGGGGUCCAAUUUGGUCCUGAUGUUACCAGCAGCUUUAUAAAACAAAAUAAUCUAGAUUAUAUUAUUCGAAGUCAUGAGGUAAAGACAAACGGGUAUGAAAUUGCUCAUGACGGAAAAUGCAUUACUGUUUUCUCAGCUCCAAACUACUGUGAUACUAUGGGCAAUUUAGGAGCAUUUAUCUCACUAACAGGAAAAACGAUGGAGCCAAAGAUAUUUACUUAUGAUGCUGUCGAGCAUCCCAAUGUUGUCCCAAUGGUAUAUGCAAAUUCCUUGUUAAGCUUACUAUGUUAAUAAUAUAGUUAUAAUUGUGUGCUGAUAGUUAAAUUGUAUGGACAAAAUAAUUAAAAAACAAAGUUUGAUGAGUCCUAAGAAAUAGUCCAAAAUUAAUAAAGAGGUUUGUUUAUAUUAAAAAUAUACAUUUAAAGAGGAGAUUUAAGUAUGGUUGUGCCUUAAUGGGUUUGCCAUAUAUUAUCAGUGUUCUGAAUAGAAUUAUUAAAAUAAAUAACAAUGAUAAAUACCAUUAUUUUGUAAAAUUUAAUUUGAUUCUAUGAAGGAUACUCCGAAAAUUGUGUCUCAUAGUGGUAUCAGGCAUUGAUUUACAGUGGUCCGACCACCAGUGAAAGGAGACCAGGAGCAAUACUGUGCCUUUCAAGUUACCCUUUUAAUCUAACAUGAAAAAGACAGACGAACUGUCAUAGUAUAUAACUUUAUAUAUAAAACUGACAACAAAUAUACCCAAACAUCUAUACUACCCUGAAGAAAAUCUCAUUUUAGUGGAUUGUUAAUAUUGAUUUUUUUUUUUUUUUUUUUUUUUAAUCAAUUUGUUUUACACAGUGGGGAAAUUAACAGAGAAGACUAAAGGUCUUUUACAUUUAUUCUCACAACCGUACUUAAUGUCUUCAAUCUUUAAAAUUGUUUCUUCAAUUGUCAUACUAAACAUUGCCACUGAUAAAAGGAAACUAUCACCAUUGUGGAAAUUGUCUUAUAAAUUCUGUUAUAUUUGUAAUAAAAUUGAGACAUAUCAUGAAAUAAUGUAUUGCUAAAAUGCAAACAUUAUCCAACAGUGAAAAUAAAAUAGACACCAAGACAAAAAUUCAGCAUGGAAAUAAUGUCGUUUGAUUAUUGCUGAAAAAUUUCUGCACUAUAAAUGAUAGUGAUAUUUAUUCUAUUUUAAUGCAAUGUCGGUAAGCGUAGUCUACUUAUUUUUUUACCACUGCCUUAAUGAACACACUAUUUCAGAAAUCAUUUGAAAUUUCAGAAAAUUUUAAUAUUCUAAGGUUUUAUUUUUGCAAAGUUUACGAUACACAUGAAGCUUAUUCAAGUAGCAUGUUUUUAAGUUGUAUUAGGUUUAAUUAAAGUAUAAGUAUUUUAGCAGUAUAAAUAUUCUGGCAAAUUUUAAUCAAUUAAACUUUCAAUCUAAGCUCUUGGUUGAGGUGAAAAAGCAAGUGUCACUAGCGGGAUGAAAACCCAUGACCUUAGAUUGAAAGUAUAAUUGCUUAAAAUAGUUAAUACGGCCAAUUGUAACCGCUAAAUACAUAUAUGGAUUCUGUCAAAUAAUUAAAAUCUGUUGAAAUUUAUUAAUUCAUAUUUAACACAAUUAGUAAAUAGCUGUGUGUUUAUGAAUUGUCAAUGGUUGUGGCAUUAAAUGAUAUAAUUUGUUGUGUAAUAAUUUACCAUUAUUUAAUGAUGUAAUUUUCAUUGCAUUUAUAAAUAUGUUGAUAGUAUUUAUAUAAUUCAUUCUUCACUUCUGAAAAAUUUAAAUUUGUAACAUUAUAAUGAUUUCUGAACAAAAUUGAACUAUAAAAUUAAGGAAUUUUAUUGUUUUUUUUUUCUUCUUUUCUUUCUUUAAUUGCAUGUUAGUUAACAUGUUAGCUUAUCUACUUUACAUAUUUUUAAAUUUUAGUUUGAUCUGUUAAGGCAUGCAUUACCCCGACUGUCUGUUGGUUUUUCCACCUGUUGUGCAGGCUACACAUUCAGUUUCACAUGUAUAGAAUUGUUAAGUAAUGUACAAACAAACUAUUUUUAGGUAUGUUUCGCUGUUAAAAAGUUGUGACUGAAUAAUCAGUGAAGAUAUUUCUACUUAUGUAGAGUGGAAAUAUCUACUGCGUGAUAGUAAUGUAGAAGUCAGGAAUGUAUAAUUUUGUUGUGCAUCUUGCACUAUAUUGUUAGAGAUUUUCAAUUCAUUAAAAAAUAAAUAAAUGGGUAAAAAGUUAUACGUUUCCGUUAUGUUAGGAUGUUACAAAUAAAAAACUUCUAUUUUAUUUUCAAAUUAAUUAAUUGUAACUAAAAAAAUACUGUCAGCUAAAGAAAAAUGAAUAAAAUUGCAAAUAAAAUUUAUUUAUCUUUGAUAUUAUUUGUUUUUAAAAAAUUUACAGUAUGUUGGCACUAAGUUGUUUUCAAUAAAUUACAAAUCCAGCCAACUGUUUGCUCAUUCUUGUUAAUCGCCAGAUUAACUAAUCCAAUCUUACUUAUUGUUAUUAAUUUAACAUGAUGAUUGUUUUAUGAUUGCAUUGAAAUGACAUUUAUUUCUUGUAGUCAACAAAAACUCAACAUGGUACUCUCACUCUAUAAAGAUUGGUUAAAAACAAAAAAUAGUUUUAAUAAAUGUUUUACUGUUCAAAAUCAUGGGGUUAUACCUUUGGUAAACACAUUUUUCAGUUAUUAUAUAAUAUAUAUCCAUUGUAUUAUAUAUAUUAUACAAUAGAUAUAUAAUAUAAAUACAACAUAAAAUGUAUAUAUAUUAUAUUAUUAACAUCUAAUACAUAUAAAUGGCCAAGUAUACAGAGUAAUGGAAAUAACCCUUUUUAAAAUGCUUGUUAGUACAAGUUGUGAUAAUUUUAAUCUUUUUUUAUUAUUUUAUUUUAAUUUUUUUAUUGUUAUUUUUG
Cimex lectularius (bed bug) is the source of this 4405-nucleotide messenger RNA. Its product is annotated as serine/threonine-protein phosphatase 5-like. Gene Ontology annotation, molecular function: protein binding; protein serine/threonine phosphatase activity. NCBI's taxonomy places the organism in Eukaryota, Metazoa, Arthropoda, Insecta, Hemiptera, Cimicidae. Bases 342 to 1811 code for a protein of 489 amino acids. The transcript has 11 exons. The record is from RefSeq and is a predicted model, not a curated record. Gene Ontology annotation, cellular component: nucleus; cytosol.